AUGGACCCCAAACUGAGAAGAAUGGCGUCAGCUCUCCUUGCUCUUCUGCUGCUGCUUUUGGGAGGCAUGUCCUCUCCAUUCUCACCCCAGGCUGGGCUGCUUGAGAAGGUCUUCCGGUACAUGGAUCUGCAUCAGGAUGAAUUUGUGCAGACGCUGAAGGAGUGGGUGGCCAUAGAGAGUGACUCCAUUCAACCUGUGCCCCACCUCCGACAAGAGCUCCUCAGGAUGAUGGCCGUGGCCGCAGAGGAGCUUCGGCGCCUGGGGGCCAGCGUGGACCUCGAGGACUUGGGUUCUCAGCAGCUCCCUGAUGGCCAGACUCUCCCAAUACCUCCUGUCAUCCUGGGUGAGCUGGGGAAUGAUCCAGGGAAACCCACCGUGUGCGUCUACGGCCACCUAGAUGUGCAGCCAGCCACACAGGCUGAUGGGUGGCUCACAGACCCUUACACGCUGACGGAAGUGGACGGAAAACUUUACGGACGAGGAGCAACCGACAACAAGGGUCCUGUUUUGGCGUGGAUUAAUGCUAUGAGUACAUUUCGAGCCCUGGAGGAAGAUCUCCCCGUGAACAUCAAGUUCAUCAUUGAAGGGAUGGAAGAAGCCGGCUCUGUGGCCCUGGAGGAACUGGUCAGGAAAGAGAAGGACAGGUUCUUUUCCAGCGUGGACUACAUUGUGAUUUCAGAUAACCUGUGGGUGAGCCAGAGGAGGCCAGCACUCAUUUACGGAACUCGAGGGAACUGCUACUUCACGGUGGAGGUGACAUGCAGAGAUCAAGAUUUUCAUUCAGGAACCUUUGGUGGUAUUCUUCAGGAGCCAAUGGCUGAUUUGGUGGCUCUUCUCGGUAGCCUCACAGACUCUGCCGGUCACAUUCUGAUCCCUGGGAUCUAUGAUCACGUGGCUCCUCUCACGGAAGAGGAGAAAGAACUCUAUGGCGCCAUCGACCUGGACCUAGAAGAAUACCGGAACAGCAGCCGGGUUAAGAAAUUUCUGUUCGACACCAAGGAGGAAAUUCUGAUGCACCUAUGGAGGUACCCAUCUCUUUCUAUCCAUGGGAUCGAGGGCGCAUUCGAUGAGCCUGGGACUAAAACAGUCAUACCUGGCCGAGUUCUAGGAAAAUUUUCCAUCCGCCUGGUCCCUCACAUGAAUAUGUCUGUGGUGGAAAAACAGGUGCAGCAGUAUCUCCAGUAUAUAUUCUCCCAAAGAAAUAGUUCCAACCAGAUGGCUGUUUCCAUGGUGCUGGGACUGCACCCGUGGAUUGCAGAUAUUAAAGAUCAUCAGUAUCUUGCAGCAAAAAGAGCCAUCAAAACAGUGUUUGGAACAGAGCCAGAUAUGAUCCGGGAUGGAUCAACCAUACCAAUUGCCAAAAUAUUCCAGGAUAUUAUCCAGAAGAGUGUGCUGAUGCUUCCACUAGGUGCUGUUGAUGAUGGGGAGCACUCUCAGAAUGAGAAAAUCAACAGGUGGAACUACAUAGAGGGAUCCAAAUUGUUUGCUGCCUUUUUCCUAGAGGUGGCUCAACUGCAUGAAUAA
This is a messenger RNA of Pipistrellus nathusii (Nathusius's pipistrelle), 1524 nucleotides long. The record is from the annotation of a GenBank genome assembly. Lineage: Eukaryota; Metazoa; Chordata; Mammalia; Chiroptera; Vespertilionidae.